UGGCGAUCUAAAGAAAUAUUUAGAAAGCGAAAAUGAUAUCAUUAAGUUGUAAUUUUCUAGUUUCAUGUUUACUAGUUCGAAAAGUUUAUGUAAAACGUAAUGGAAAAUUGCGAACUAACACAAGACAACAAUAUUAUGAAGGAAGAGGGAGAACUGUCUGACGAAGAAGAAUUUGGUGACGAGAAGCGAAAUGGGAGUUAUUUUGCGCAUGCCAAACAUUUCCAAAACAGAAUUUCAACUGGAAGUCCGAGUAGAAAUAAAACUAGACAAAACAGUAACAAUAGAUUUUCGUAUUCUCACAGACAAUCGUAUAGAGAAGGAGCUAGUGAGAGAAUAGACGAUGGAUUUGGGUCUGCUGGUUUGUACAGGUCCUCGCGCUCACCUGCACCCCUACCCCUACACCACACAUCACCCCAGUCAGCUUGGGGGGCUCCACUACCACCUCCCUACAGAUUCCAUUAUGACUUACAAGAUUAUUCCAGGCCGCAGCCCAUUCCCAUGGAAUCGGAUUAUUCAGACUACAGACGACAUCAAGUGCGCACCCCAUCACAAUCAUGGGUCCAAAGAAAGUUCCGAACACCAACAGAUAGAUUUGGAAGAGAGAUCAGAAAAACAGAUCUCAGGAAGAAUAUUAGCAGAAAUGAUGAUGCUAGAAGGGAUUUGAAUGUAAAGGACAGCCAUAGAGACAUUAAUCCAGAUGAUGAGUCAAAUUUCGAAGAACUAUUAGAAAAGUACAAACGAAUUCAGAAAGAACUGGAAUAUCUAGAAGUGGAGGAAGAUGGUGACCCUGAAAACACACAUACCCAGACAGUAUGUGAGAGUAACCAUAGUAACAGUGAUGGUGAAUGUACAAACAAAAGUAAUGUUGAUAGUCCGAGGAGGAUUGACACUCCAGUGGCUGAUGUACUGGAAUCAAGUGUUAUACAAAGAUUAAAUCAGCAUGUCGUUGAGGAGGAGGAACUGGAUGAGUUAGAAUUGCGGAGAAUCGCCCUGGAAUCGGCUGCUGCUCGAGCUAACAAACAGAACAACAAGAAUGUCAUCUCAAGUGGUCAUAAUUUAAAACACACACCUUCACCCAGUAACCAAAAUACAUCACAAGUGAAAGUCACAAAUGAGCCUGUCUCAAAACCAUCAUCUGUGAAGACUCCAGAAAAGAAGACCACCCCUAGUCAAAGUAAGAGCAAUCAUUCGACAACAGCACCAUCAUCCAUCAAGAACCAGAGGAGAAGAAGUCGCAGGUCUCAACAAGGAAGAAAAUCUUUGUCACCGCACAAAAAGAGUUUAAAACAGAAGCAGGAGGAAAAGCAGAGGAGAGAAAUCCAGCGCAUCCUUACUCUAGAUGACCCACAGGAACAAGUGGACAGAUUUUUACGAUUCCUGAAACGCACUCCUCAUACGGGCCUGGCAUCAACACAGCGCAGACAGGCAACCGUCAGACUGUCCCAGUUACAGGACAACUAUGAAGAGGUGGAAAUGGACAUAGACGACAGUAAUGACGGGUCUCCAGUAUGUGAAGAAUUUCAGUUUGAUCCAGAUUUCCAAAAUGCUAUGCAACCAGUUCCCUUAAUGAUUCCAGAAACAAUUGCACCACCCAUACCUUCCCAACUUGUCCCGUCACAGCUGUCUUACGCACCAACAUGGUUUCCUGUUGCAGCUCCAGCUUCUAUACCAACAUCUUACUCACAGUUCAUGUAUCAACCACCCCCACCUCCCUUGCCGGUCUGCCCACUCCCAGAUAUGCCCCAGCCUCCACCCCCUGACAUGCCUCAGCCUCCACCCCCACUACCCGAAGAACCUCCUCCUGCUCCACCACUUCCUGAUGCACCCCCACCUUUGCCAAGUGAACCUCCCCCAGAUGACAAGGUGUACACUCCACCCCCACCACCUCCCCUGGUUGAGAGUGAAGGACCUCCACAGUCCCCAGAAGACGGAGAUUCUGAACUGGAUGGAGAUGAGGCUGCUCUAUUGAGAGCACAACUUCUGAAGUCUAUUGCUGAAAAGCGGAAACAUAUAGUGGAUUCGAAGUCUAAAGCUGGUAGCCGCCCACCCAGUUCGGAUGUGUCCCCAUCAGGUUCUCGUGCCCAGUCACCAUCUCCUGGUGUUAUUAUACAGAGGAAAGUCCCACAGAAGUCAAAACCUCAUUCAUUUACAGUGCUUCCCGUUCAUAAGCCAGUUGUGAUUCCACUUGACGAUUCCUCUGAAGACGAAGACGAUGAGAGUUCACCGAAACCAUCAGCGUCCAUGCUGCUGGGUGGGCUCGAUAGUUUCCUUAAAGCUGCCAGAAUGUCGGCUGAGCAACGGUCUGGGAGUUCCCUGACGUCGGACUCUAAUGUGGCUGUACAAGAUGACAAAGUCACACAACAGAGACAGAGACUGGAGCUGGUUCAUGAGCACGAGACCAACCUUACAAAACUCAGGUUGACAAUACAGAGAGACCAGGUGUUGUUAAAGUCAUUGGUGACAAGGGCCUCCAAAUAUCUAGACAGUCUGAAAGUGGCGGAGAGGAAGACGGAAAAACUUAGAGAACAGUUGGUUGCUGCCGAAAAAUUAAUUUCAGCCAAUCGACAGCAAGCGGACAAAAGCAAGUCUCAGGCCAGAGUAGUACAACAGAGACUGCUGGAAAGGAAACAGAAGUUUACUGAUCUCAAGGAGACGACUGUCAGUUUGGGGAAGGAUGUUUACGGACCAAACUACCAGCCCAGGAUGAUAUCCAUUCACAACAAGCCAGCAGAGAAAAGAAAACUGGAUUCCCUCACUGUUACUGUGUUCAACGACUUACUGAAAAAGAAAUCCAAAGUUGCAGUCUCUGCUAAGGAGAAUGCUCCCCCUGUGAAAACCCAGCAACAAAAGAAGUCAGCAGAAUUUAUUGCAAGAGAGAAGCUUCGAUUACAAAACCUCGAAAAGGAAUACGCAGAAAAGAUCCGUCUGUUGAAAGCCGGACAGUUGCCAAAACCAAAAUCAAAUGCACCAAAACAUGUUGUGAAAGACGCACUUCCAUCAAACCCUGUACAUAGUUCUCAGUCUGUGAUAACGAACCUCGAGAAAAUAAAACUGGGUACUGAUACUGCUGAUGUGACUGACGAUCCCUUGCUCAACAAGUCGAGAAGACGUUCUCUUAUUGAACUGAACACGAGUAACAAGCCAAACAUUCCCACACCCAAGAAAGACAACUCCAUCAGUGUUUCUAGGACAGAAAGUGUGACUGCUGAAUCGUCUGCCCCUGUGUUCAAAAUGCCUUCAAGUCAACAGUUAAUCAAACUGAGGAAAUUACAGAUUGAAAAAAGCCGGCGUGUUCUAAAGAGUCCACUGUUACACUGUCCUUGUCACUGUCACUUCAAGGACUUAAUCCCACAAGUUAAAGAGAUACCUGGCCUACUGUUCAAGAAAAGAUUUACUACUGAAAUAACCUCCGAUACCAGUGACUUGCCAACCCUGCUGUUUUCUAGUCCACUCCUCAAGUUUAAAGCAUAUCGUUUCAGUCCAUUUUUUCGAACAAAAGCCAACCUGACGAUUCCUUCCAUCACCUUCUCCAACAAAAUUGAUGCAAAAAAAAUCUUCUGCCGCUUUGACCUUCAAGGUCGGUGCAAUGAUGAAAAAUGUUCGGGACAGCACCAGCGAGAUUACAAGAUGUCUGGACAAGAGAUUUUAGAGGACCUUGUGUCUUACUGUCCUCAGCUUGUUGGCAUUACCUCAAACCAGUCUCCUGUAGAAUAUACUAAGUCAAUAGCAUCGUAUGUUGACAGUUUAGUUACCCAACACAAAGGAAAGAUUUCUAUGGAUCAGCUUUGUCUGAUAGCCACGUCCCGAGUGACCGAGAAGAGUGGUAAUAAUCGCCCGUUCACAAUGUUUUAUGAAGGAAGAAAGUUCAAACCAGCGUGGAAAGUCCCUCAGGAAAACCAUGUGCAGGAUGAAUCGGAUUUCAGCAGGAAGGCUUUCAAGAACUUUGACCUGAUAAAAGCCUCAGGACCUAGAGAUCUAGAAAGUGUAGUGGGGGAGGAAGAUAUCCGCUACUUUGGUGUUGACACUUCAGACGUACAGACGAUGGAAACUGGACUCCUCGAGAAUCCAUUGAAUGUAGACCUGUGGUUGAAACUUGCCAACAGAAAACUUUCUUCUGAAAACUCUCCAGAAUCGUGUCUGGACCAGUCUCUCAGCGUUCUGUCUCGUGGCUUGGAGGCCAACAAGACGAGCUGCGACCUCUGGCACCGCUACCUGGUUCUGUAUCGGAAACACCAAGAUGCCAGCGACAUCCUAGACCUGUGCCAAACAGCCCUGCAGUACGCUCCCAGCUACGACAUCUGGUGGCAGUAUUUAGAAGCGUCCGAAACGUUCAGUGCCAAAGAUGAGAUUUGUAAUAAAAUCAUAUCGUUUGUUGAGACUCAGACAGAGGAGUGUGCUAAGAAACGAUCUCACCAACUUCUUGAGAUCAUCCUCUACAAGGCCUCACUCAACUCACAGACAGGCCGAUACAAGAGAUCAGUCACAUAUCUCCAGUCGAUAGUGAACGUGAAGGCUAUGUCUGGUGGAGCAGGUCCCGCCAGCUUGCUGCAGAUGUUGGAGCCAUGUGAUAGAGCGGUGCUGUGGCUGUCCUACAUCCACCUGAUGGAGUUCCACACACUCCCGGGGCAGAUGUACGACCCAGCCAAUCAAAAUCCAGGAAAAAUAGUGUCAAAGAGAAUGUUUUUGCUACCUUGGGAUUCUAAAAGUGAACUCAGUACACCAGUAGACGUUCUUGUUAAAUAUUUGUGGAUGGCAAUUGACGUCUGCUGUGCGGAAUUAGGGUCAGAUAAUCCAGUCUUACCGGGAUGUAUUUCCUUACAUCAAAAUUUAAUUCAUCUACUCAAAUCUCAGUCACGGUUGGAAGAAGCUUGUAGUGCGUGUCGGAAAAUCCUCGAACAGUGUCCUGGUCUUGUAGACAUGUGGCUUACCGCUGCCAACCUGUACGCAUCGUGUGGUGAUGUCGAAGGUGCUAGACAUGUUUUCUCUGAGGCUACCAUGGCCAACCCACUGUCUGCUAAACUGCAGUUCUUUCAGUCCUUGUUCGAGAUGAAGCAGCAGGAUGGGGCUGACAGGGGUCUGGAGCUACUGGAGCAGUUUGUGAUCAAUCACUUCGAGGUGGAGGAACAAGACCUGAGGUCGUGUGACCCCAACAUCCUCUACAGUAUUCUUCUAGGCCAGUCUGUGCCACUGAUAACCAGAUCCCUGCAUUUUAAAGAAGGUAUUACCCAGCACAGCCUGCAGGAACAGAAAGUGUACCAUUGGUUGUCAUUCAGCUUAUUGCUUGAACUACAAGGUGAUAUUAGUGGAGCAGAGGAAACGUUUGAGACGGCUCUUUCAGCAACCACAUCCGCCAAAGAUUUGAAAACACUUUGGAUCAACUAUGCAGAUUUGUUGUACAGACAAAUACCCUCAGGGACAUCCGACAAGAAAAAGCUGGUGAGGAUGAUGACGAGUUGUGUGGUUUCCAUGCCGAUGAAGUUUGAAAUGCCGUACAGCUGUAACGAGUUUUGGCUGGACUACAACCUAGUAAACGAAAUAGUGGACAAGUGUGUGGAGUUCUUCCCACGCAGAGAGAAACUCAACGUCUUGGAGAGGUUCCUGGAGAUGAUGCCACACAACUUGGAGCUCCAACUCAGUUGUCUGCAGGAAGCGAUGAUAAACGGUGAAUUUCUGCGAGCGCGAAGUCUUUCUAACCUGGCUGUGUAUGAAGAGAUCCCCAAUGUAUUAUUAUGGAAAGUAGUCAUAAGCCUAGCACAAAAAGAAGGAACCAAUUCAGAGACGGAGAAGUUCUACUUGAAAGCCGUGCGAGCAUUGCCAUAUGCAAUUACCCUGUGGAAAGAUUUUCUGCUGUUUGAAGUUGCUCAAGGAAAUUCUGAUUCAGCACAGAAAAUAUUGACGAGAUGUACAAACAUUGGACUUAAUAUCCAGGGAUUUGUAACCACGAUAUGUUCCUGAUGAUCCGUUUUCACAUCUUCCAAUUGGAAAAAAAAAAUUCUUAUUCAUAAGUCCUGUAUUUAACGAUAAAAAUGUCCCUUUUAAUUUGCAAUAUGCACCAGGUAGGUAUUAAAAAAUAUAUGCAAAACUGUAGUUUGGCCAUUACAACUUAGGAUUUAAAACUACCAAAUGUUAAUAACUGAUAAUUCGCUUGCAACACACUUUUCAAUUUCAAUAUCUUUGUCUUAAUUGGUUAUUGGUUAUUUAUUAAGAUGAUGGCUAAGAAAUGGAAUACAUUGUAAUUGAUGCUGUUUGAUUCCAUUAAAACAUUGAAGAUUCCCCCCAAGACUCUUCUGAAGACAUUUUGCUGAUGCCAACUUUCUAACUCUGGUAUGCUGAAGAAAAUAUGCUGCUGAUGAUGAUAAGAUGACAACAAUAUGCUGAAGAUGAUGUACUGAAUAUUUUAAAACAAUUUUGCAGACAUGGUCAUAGUAUUUCAACCAUUUUAAAGAAAAAACCCUGCAGCUCUACUGCUGACUGACACCUUAGUGUUACAUAUUAGAGUUACACCUCAUUAUGCCAUUAAGCUCGGCGAACUCGGUUGUGAUGCCAGUCUUCAACAAUUGGUUCUGUGAUUCUGGGAAGUGAAACCAAACCUUUGUUCAGCGGUAACACAGUGAGUAUGUUAUGUCCUGAACAUGGUUUCAAAUUGGAAUUUUCUUUGUUUACAUGGUGUAGAAAACGUAUUUACUUACUUAUCUGAUUUAAAGUAUGACAUGUCUUGAAUAUGUUAUUUAAGAUUAAAUCAUCCAGUUCUAGUCGUCGACAUUUGAAUCGCACUGAAACGGUCAGCUAAGGAAAAACGAUUGACUGCAUAUCGAUACAUGUAAAUAAAAACUGAAAUAAUACCUAAGGAUUUUGGUAUCGUGUCUCAUCUGAUUUUGUUAUUCUAGGCAAAAACCAUGUUCAGGAGGACUUUGUUUGAUUUUAUUUUUGCAUGCAUAAUAUUUGUUUACCUAAUGUAAAAAUAGUUGUUAAAAUGCUAAAGUAAAUGUUAAUUGUCAUUGUUAUAUGUUCUGAGGUGUAUUUGUUGUUUGUUUCAUAAUGUACAAGUGUUAUAUAUAUACAUAUAUAUAUAUAUUUGUGUUAUGCAGUUGUGUAUUUCAGUGUCAAGACUGGGAAUCGUUGUCAUCACAACCAAUAUAUCGUCUUGCAUUUUAUCUAUGCACUAUUUGUCGAAAUUUAUCAUCCAUAUUAUUGUUGAAUUUUAUUCACUGGUUUAAUAUUUUAAGCCAACUUUCAGAAGUCUAGGUUUGGUUCGUUGAGAUGCCCUAGUAUACCUACAGUGAGAAUGCUCAGCUUCAGUGUGAAGAUGAAGUAAACGAUUUAGUUUAUCCAUGAUGAUGAUCAAACUGCAUCAUGUUGAUGGCAUUGCUUUGAAAACUUCUGUUCAUGGGAACUGGAAAUGUUUCCUCUAGACACUGAUGUGAAUGCGUGAAACUGAUAUUACAAGAAAACAUGUCAAACAUGUUGCAUUUUGGUAACAUUUUUGUUUGUGUUUACUGAUGUUACACUGUGUUUGUAUAGUGAAAUAUAUUUUUUUACUUUGUAAAUUUACUUACACAGAAGGGUAUCGGUCCUCAAAUGAUAUUUCAUUAGAAAUCCAUGUUACAAAAAGAUCAUUGUAUCUAAACAAAUUAUUAAAAUAUUUUGGUUAAAAUAAAUUCAUAUUUCUUUACAUUUAUUUUACAAUAGUGCUCUCUUUUUUUUGUUUUUUUCUUUUUUCAAUCUAAUUGUUAAAUUUAUUUAAAUUUUUCAUGAUAGAUAUUUUUUUAUAAAUUAUUAAUUUUGUAAAUAAACUAUAAACAAUAGGUUUUUGACAUUUUGUUAGCAUUGUUGUUUACAGUGGUAAAUAUAUUGACUUAAUAAUGUGAAUAAUAAUGACAUGAAUAACAAUGUUAAGAUGUCUAUGUUCAGUUAAUAAUUGAACAUGAUCAUUUUGGACAUAUUUUUAAGUGAACAACAGAACUACUUUACACACUUUAAUGAAUGAUACAGGUCAUUAGUUCUGUAACUAUUCAAACUAAAAUGUGUUAGCAUGUUUUUUUGUUUAUACUUCAUCAAGUUACAUGUAAGUUGUUAUAACUUCAAGUGCAUAAAUUUAUAAAUGUAUUAUCUAUAUCAAAUUCUAUCAAACAACAUUGGACUAUACUUUAAAAUUAUUUAUAUCUUGUUUACUGUAUGUUUAUACUUAAUUUUAGGGGAAUUCCCAGUUUUGAGGUUCGGCUGUUUUUGUUACUAAAAUAUGUCAAAACAAAUAAAAAUAAACUAACUGCCUUUUAUUUUAUUGUUUUUAAACUAGUACAUUUUUCUCCGUAUAAUAAUAAUAAUAAUAAAAUUAAAUUAAACAUAAUACAAUAUUUAGUGAAACACAAAAAUAUUUCUAUAAUUUACAUAAAUUAGUUUAUGCAUGUUCGGAAAAUAAAAAUAUAAAUAGGGUUCAAUUUUGUAUGAGUAAUUUACAGGUACAUUACAAUGUUUCAUUAGAAAUAUUUUGCUUUCCUUGUAUAUUUGUAUUAACCAUGGUCUUUAAAAUGUUAAUGAUAGUAGUCCAUACAGGUAAUUUAUUGACAAUGUUUGGUGAAAAUAGUAAUAUUCCAACUUCAUGGAAAUGUAUGUUGAUGGGAACACAUCUCAAUUUGUGUUUUAAAUUAUUGUUUCUUUUAGUUUCACUUAUCCGUUACACUUCCACAGUACUUUCUAUUGCCUGCUUAAUACAUGUAUGUGUUGCUUGCACAUGAAAACUGAGAAAUUUCAUAUUUUUCACUAGAUUUUCAUGACAAAAACAUUUGUUAUUGAACAUGGAAUAAAUUAUUUCCUAAUUUAAAUAGACAUAUCUCUUAUUGCAAGGGGAAAACUAUAAUUCAUAUUUCUCAUUAGAUUUUCAUGACAAAAACAUUUGUUAUUGAACAUGAAAUAAAUUGUUUCCUAAUUUAAAUAGACAUACCUGUAUCUCUUAUUGCAAGGGAAAAACUAUAAUAUACAAGGUUACAUUAAUCACAGGCAUUACAUUAUUGUCUCAUAUUGUAUAAUACACACACACAAACUAUAAUAUGUACACAUCAUAUACAAUGUUACAUUAAUCACAACAGUUGCAUUAUUGUCUCAUAUUGUACAUUUUUGUAUUAUUAAUGUCAUAAAUAAAUCACAUUUGUUUGAGGGGGAUUGGUGAAAUCAAAUAGACUCAUGAUUUUAUUUAGGUAUUGUAAACGAGUUGAAUCAAAAUUGUUAUUUUAUCUUUAUUAACAUAGUCUUCCUUGUCCAGAAAAUAAAUAAAUAUAUUUGAAACACUGCAAAUUAAAAAAUCACCCCACAGCAUCCGUUUUGUAAAGUAAUAAGAUGUUAUAUUUGUGAUAAUUUAUUUGGAUUAGAAAUGUAACAAUAGUAAUUCAUUUUUAAAAUUUUUAGAAAUUAAAACAAAUAUAUAUUAAAGACAUAUAAAAUUUACUAUUAAUAUUAUUUAUUGCAUUUCAAGUCUGAUUUAAUAUUGCAGUUAUUUUCUUUUUCCAAAUUUUAGUUUAAAAUAAAAUACAUGCAUUAAUUAUUGUAUGAUACCCGAGUCCUUGAAAUUAUGGUCACAUCCUCCUUCACAAUUGCCUUGUUUUGUUUUUCUUUCUGUUUUUUAAGGAUUAUUUUUACAUAGGUAUACUUUGUAUACUUUCAUUUCUAUAAUCAUGUCAAUUUAUCAAUAAAUUAUGUCUUAAAA
Molecule: messenger RNA, 9700 nt
Organism: Gigantopelta aegis
Lineage: Eukaryota; Metazoa; Mollusca; Gastropoda; Neomphalida; Peltospiridae
Product: zinc finger C3H1 domain-containing protein-like
Exons: 34
Coding region: 100-5955 (1951 amino acids)
Biological process (GO): RNA processing
Cellular component (GO): exosome (RNase complex); nucleus
Molecular function (GO): protein binding
Source: RefSeq, a predicted model, not a curated record